ACCGACGCUCUACUUCUCUCGCCUCGCCCAGAGUGAGCCAAAGCUUUGGCAAGCAACAGUUUUCUGUGGAUUUCUUUUUGUACCGAAAGGAUUUGUAAAGCUUCUUGACCUAUUUAUGUAUUGUAGUGAUGUGAUCAUGAAAACAAGAAUUCUGUGUUAAUAUUCACCUGGACUUGUAAAAGACCCGUUCACCCAACUGCGUCGUUAUGGAUCUAGGAAAGGCAAAGCUAAGGAAAGUCGGUAUUAAUAAUCUCCUUUCAGGCGUGCAUCCCCAGCAUGGCGUCAUCUGGACGGACGGCAAGGGUAUCUUCCUGGCGCCCAUACAAGUGGAAGGCACUAACGUGCAGAACGCUACCUCUGUCAGACUCGGGGAGUUCGAACAAGUGACGAGCGUCCACUGGAGCCGGUGCCUGUCCGCGGAGAGCGGCGCGGCCUGCCACCUGUGUGUGGUCCAUCAGCACACCGUCACCGUGUGGAGGGUCAGCGGCGCCCUGCCCAAGCUCAGCUUCAAACAGGUCCGCAAGAUCAACGUCAGGCCCAUCGCUCAGGUGGCAAGAUUUCCUGUGGCUGCUGGAGUCUUGAUGGCAAAAAACUGGUCAUGUGUGUGGGCUCGACACUUCUGGUGUACAGAUGGAAUGAUCUUACGACGACCUUGGAUGACUUCACAGCAGCAGCUUGGGUCAUACCAGGAUUGGAUGGUCAGGUGACGUCCAUCUCUCCAGUCGUGAAGGACUCUGUAGUUGUUGCUGCUGAGGUUCCCCUAGAGAGUCUUUGUAAACAACAACAAGACUUGUUUGCUGUCCCAGAGGUGAAUGGUAUUGAUGCCACUGGAGACGAUGGUGUCCUCAGACCUAGCAAGUCUCCAUCUGCUACUCAAAGUCUUCUCAAUUUACAACAAAGCUCUCAGGCAGCAGCUGAUGCCAGAUCAACCUUGACAUUGGUGAACCUGCAGGAUGGUUCACGUGACCCUGUCAAACUCUCCAGUGCACCUUUACGUGGUGUCCUUACUCCAGAUAUUCUCCUCUAUGAGAAAAGCAGCCAGUGUGUAGUUGUGGGCAGUAACUCCCAGAGCCAGCUUCACAUCUAUGCCCUACUAGACAAGCAUUUGGCCUACUGUGGGGACAUUCAACUGGAAAAAGGCCAGAGACCCAAGGGUCUGUGUUCGAUGCCCACCUACUUUGAUGACCACGGAGCAGCUCUGCUUAUCCUUGUAGGCCACAGGGCGACAGAAGAGGCAUCAUUUCUCUCAUCUGCCUUGGAGGCGGAGUUUCAGCUGUCACUCAAAUACAUCAUCCUCAAAGCAGAUAAUGCAGCAUCAAGGAAUGAAGGCUAUGAAGGCCGCUCCAAGCACAAUGGACACAACGAAGCAGUAAAAGUUCGAACCCAGGGCAAGAGUAACACCAGCAUCAGCAAGUCUGAGAGCAUGAAAGAGCACAGGCUCAAGGCACCGAAGAGUGAUGCCCACUUGCGAAGCCGUAGCGGCAGCAUUAAGAGUGAUCACCAGGGGGCAGAACGGGUCAAUUCUAAGGAGAUGGAAGUUCGGAUCCCAGACGCCACUGUUACAGAGUCCCUCACAGAUUCUCAACCCCUUCUGACGAGAGUUCCCACCGAGUCCUCUACGAAGCAUCAUAGCAAGAUGAUCGAAGACAUGUCGGAUACUUCAGACACACCUAACGCAGAGAGCCUUGAGGUAGAAACAUCAUCCUUUUCAGACCAACGACCGUCUUUUCACAACAGCAAACUAUCAAAUGAGUUUGACCUGCAUCCUCCUUCCCGUAGUAAAUCAAAAGCUGUCAAGGAAUCCAAGCUUUCGGCUUCUCAGCCCUCUUUGUUUUCUCCUACGGAUUAUGUUGAGUCUGUGAGCUUGGGUAGCAAAAGUGAAAGCAAAGAGCAAUUAACAGAAGUGAGCCAGGAGAAAAUUAACAAUUAUAAAAAGACUGGCAUUCUGAGAGUGAGUCCAACGAGACAAACACACCAGCAAGCAACAGUAGGAAAAUAUGCAAGUCCUGAGGAAAAAGUGACAACUCCUGUAUCUGAAGAAUCUCAAAAAGAUCCCCAACAGCCUACCCACAUGGCAGAUGUCACUCCUUCUUCUCAUGACCAUGUGAGUACACAGAGCACAAUCUCGGAGGUGAUAGAUAUUUCAUUUGUAGCUAACAAAGGGCUGUCGCAGAAAGACUCGAAUCAUGAGCCCUUGGUCCAACAACUGCCGUGCAUUGCGGAAGUCAAGUCUGAAGCACCUGAACAGACUGAGCUAGCGGGCAGACUGGACAGUACAGAUGGUGAGCGUGUGCGAGAGGAGACCUGGUCAGACCGGGGGCUAGGCAGCUCUCUGCACAGCGCAGACUCCAGCUUUGACAGCAUGGAGAAACAAGUGAGGCAACAGAGAGAAACAAUUGAAGCUCUUCAGAAAAGGCUUGAGGGUUUAUCAGUGGCUGUGGAUCAGACCAGCUGUGUUUUCCCAAGCAGAUAUCAGGACAUGUCUCAACCAGAAAUGAUCGAGAUCGUCUGUGACAAGCCAGAGGGAACAGAGACGAAAAGAUUUCUGUUAGACAAUGGGAGACUACAGCUGGAGCCGGUGAAACUUUCGUUUGGCUUGGAUACGGUGGAGCUUUGGCUCGAUGGUAUUCCGUGUGUGCUGGGUGCUAACAUCGAUGGCUACAUUCCCAUGAGGUUCUUCCCUUCCACAUCUUUACACAUCUCUGGUUUACCAGCGCACAGACCCACGCCAGCUGAUCUUUCAUAACAUUCUUCGCAACUUUUAUUUUCUAUAGGGUGCAAAUGCAGAGUGAGCUACAAUUGCCAAUUGAAAAUCUCAUUCCACCCCCCACCCCUCAAUUUCUUCAGAUAUGUACUCUUCAAACUUAUUGGUUUACAUCAUAAGUAUUUGUAGUUUUACCUUGUAGGAGAAAAAAAUGUUUCUAAAACGCUCUCUAGAUUGGUGUUAAAUUAACAGAAAUGAAGAGACCUGAUUAGUUAUGGGCUCCAGUCAUGUAAAAUGAGCCUUUCCACAGUGUGCCACUUUGCAACAAUUUGGCUGUUUUACUGCACAAUACCAGAUGUAUGGAUACAUUUUCAAUAAGGCAACGACGACAUGUUCAAUUUCAUUUUCUUAAUAAUGGCAACCAAGUAUACUUUUUAAAAAGUGAUUACCAUUUGUCGUUUUUACCCUAUCAGUAUAAAAUAUGCAGUAAAUUUUGGCCUACCUUGCAUAUUUAGUUGCGUGUGCUAUAUACCGGUGUAUUUGCACCUUUGAAGAAAAUACCAAUACCAGUGCACAAAUUUUGCAAUGCGUCCAUGUGUGAGAAUGCAUAAUGUUGAAGAGCCCCGGUACUGCAAGAAAAACAUUCCAGAAGCCUAAGUGGGCUAGUUUGUGUCAUCAGUCCUGUUGUGGUUUUUUUAAAUGAAUCUUUGAUCUCAUGUCAUUGUACAGCCCUUGACAGAUGCAUUUUGGGUUUUUAGAUAUAUACGUAUAUCACAUGGUUAUGUAGUGGUUGAGUUGGAGUAGUUGCUUGUGCAGCAUGUCCAUAACUACUCUCCUUGUCUUCCUCAUGUCCACAUGAAAGUGGUUUUAGUUAGAAGUUGGUUUUAGUCAUAUUUUAAGAUUAAAAUGAAUCAGGGGCUUCACUCUCUUGUCAUGUAGAAAUGUGUUUAAAAGAAGACUUUUCUUUUCACUUCAAAUUGGCAUUCGAUGGAUUAUGACGUGAAAUGUAAGGGAUAUGAAAUAGAGGUAAGAGAGUGUUUCAAAUGCUUUAUUUUUGUUCAUAAAUGCAUUACAAGAGACAAAUGUCUAUAUUUCUACCCAAUGAGGACUUAAUUGAUCCCAUAAAAAGACAAAUGAACAUAAUGUUCUGUUUAACAAUCCACCAAGUUAAUCAAAUUGUGAUGGUAGCCACUGAAAUUCCUUUAUUUUCUUGUUUCUGUAAAAGAUGCGUUAUCUUUUGCUAGAUAUAAACAAGAGGAUUGAUUGAAUGUGCUGGGUUUUGUUUCUGUCAAGAGGUUGUUGUUCUCGUCAUGAUCAGUUUGAUAUGCUGAAGCAGAAACCAAGGGUUGAGUAUGGAAGAUGUGAACUAUUUUGUACAGCUGUAACUACAGAUUAGUGUUUCUAUAGUGCUAAAGCACACAGCAUCCUACUUUGAGUAUGUAGCAGUUUUAAGACAGGUAUAGACCUGGAUUGGGGAAGCAAACAGUCACAUACCUAUAUAUAUAUAUUUAAGACGAGGGUUCUUACUAUUUAAUUUUUAGCCAACAGACGCAGACCAUGCACACAAAAGUUUAUGAAUGCGUCAAAUUUUGUAUGGAUUUUACAAUAGUUUUGUCAACUACCCAGUUAUUUUAACAUCACAAACCAACCAAUAAAUGUUAGACCCAUGAAAUUAGUGUUUCUUUUUAUCGAUUAGUAGUAAUAAGUAGGUGUUUUUUAUGGGGGGGGGGGGUCUGUAAGUAAUUGUGGCUACUCUCUUGUAACAUUUUUGUGUGGAACAGUUUAUUAUUGUUGUUAGUGUAUACAGUGUGCUAUGUCUCUGUGAGGGGGAUGGCAUGCAGUGUCAUGAUGUUCCGCUGUUGUGAAGUUGUGUUCAAUAAAUAUACAAAUAAACACUAAUUUUACUCCUAUUCACACAUAGAUUAUAAAUCUCAAUCAUUCUCAUUCUUCAUCAUUACCAUUUGCUGUAAUUUUUUAGUCCUGAGAAUCUUCUACAGGGAAGCUUUACGAUUGCUUUAUAAUGUAGUUUGACGUAUAUUUUGCCCCAAAUAUCUUACUAAACAUAACAGUAAUAACAGCAGCAGUGGAACAAUCACUUUAUUAUGCAGUUGGCUCCUUGUUUUAUAAUGUGCAUGUAUAUGCUGCUUUGAACAAAAUAUUCCUUGAGAAAUUACUGUGUGGGUGGCUGGAGGUUGCUCUGGUGUGGUGUGCUCCUUCUUUCAUAUCAAGAUCUCUAUCAAUUUUUUCUCUCCUCCUCCAUUUCUUUGUCUUUCUCUCUUGUAACAACUUACAUUUUCAGCACUAAUGUGACUCAUUUGUGUUGCAAGUGCCAUAAAACUUUUUGUGAAACUUUUUUUUUAACCCUGAAAAGAAAAGUCUACGGUUUAUGAAGUCAGCCAUAAGUCUGUUGUGAAUAUAGAAUUUAAUCUGUUCCCUGCAAGCCCUUUACUCCUUGUACUUGGUUUGGCCUUUGUACAAGUCUGAGAAUGGAGGGCUCAACAUAUUCUAACUUAAUUGUGCUAGUCUCUUAUUGUAGUUUCUGCAUUGUCUAGACUUUCUCAUUUUUCGCUUUGUCUAUUGUAAACUCAUUAAUUCUGCAUAAUCAUUUUAAGUGUAUAUGUGUCACAUCAGUGUGUAAGCGGGAAUGUGUGAGUGUGUAUGAUACAUGUAUAUAUAUAUCUAUGUCUGUGUAUCUGUGUAGACUGCAAUUUUUAAGAUUUCUGCUACACGGUUCAACUAUAAAUUGUGUUUCAUUUAUAUAUAUAUAUAUAUAUGAAAUAUGAAUGAAAUAAUGAAUUAUAUAAAUGUAGAAUGCACCCUAUCCUGCUCUCUGUGAUGUUGAAUGAUCUUUUGGACUUUUGUUUCCUCCACUCCAACUACUGAACAAAUUCGUCAGCGAAUUUCUCAUAUCAAUAUAUAUCAGCAUUGGCGUUACGUUACGCCUGUCCCAUUGUGUUCAUAUAAAGCAUAACUCCAGAAUAGAAAAUGUUUUUACUCUUUCACAUAUGUAUGAGUGUUUAUGAAUGUUUUGGCCAACAUACUUGAAAGAUAAAUUUUAAAAAUGAAUAGAGAGAAUGGGUAAGAGAGAAUGAGAUUGAGAGAACGGAGAAUAUAACAAGAUGAAAGAAAUGAAUGACUGUAGUGUAAGAGUUACUUCUUUUCGUACUGUUUCUGAGAAGUAAAGAGAAACAGAAAGAGGGAUCACUGUUGUGUGAAGUGUCAUAAGUGAAUAAGUUCAGAUCUCAGGCACAUGGGACACAGCUGGCUGGAGGUGGAGAAGAUCUCUCCCCGGACACCGACAGGUGGAGGAGAGCCCUUCAUGACAGCCUAUACCCAGUAUCAGGAUGACGGAGGGGAAAUGAACAAUUAAAAAGGGGCAUAAAUGAGAAGGAAAAGAUGUAAAAGUUUGCAUGGGCCAUUGUGUACAUGCUGUUUGGUUUCAUGUUCAUUAAUGAAAGUAUCCAGUGAAUGGAGGGGAAGGAGAAACAUGCUCAGUCUAUCAUUGACAUGGUAUAUAUAAUUUUCUUGAGAAGGAUAGUAAAGAGAAAAUAACUUAGCUCUCAGUUAGGUGUGGAUGCAAUUAUUACAAACAGCAUUGCACAAAUGUCAGCAGAUGUAAAGAAAGCUCUUCAUAUCCGGUUGUUCAUGGGUGUAUGUCCCUGACUACGGUUAACAAUAAUGUACAUUUUUUUAAAGCUCCUGUGGCUUUGAAAUGAAAGAGGAUUUCCUGUGCUCUGCUUUAUAAUAUAACUCAGCCUUUUGUCAGUGAUGUUUUACACAGCCCCACCCUUUGUUCAUUCAGUUUUCCUCCUCACUAUACUCUGCCAUGAUCAUUUGCUAUGCAAGCAAUAAACAAUAUUACUUACCCUAAA
Molecule: messenger RNA, 6576 nt
Organism: Aplysia californica (California sea hare)
Lineage: Eukaryota; Metazoa; Mollusca; Gastropoda; Aplysiida; Aplysiidae
Product: WD repeat and coiled-coil-containing protein
Molecular function (GO): kinase binding
Source: RefSeq, a predicted model, not a curated record